AACAGAUGAAAAUUUCAAGAUGACGGCUGGACACUCCUGACUGCAGCUUGCUUUCAAAGUUAUAGAUUCAUUUUGUCGCCCUAAAGAGGAUACAUCUGAACAUCAGCAUCUUGCGUCAAAGAUCCUCAAGAUAGUUCACAAAUAUGUUAUGUUAUAAAAGUAUGUUGAAGAGCCCUCUGUAGUUAGUUACUUUCUCUAUUUGAACAAAGCUGACGCUGUCACACAGUGCUAUUUUGGGCAUAUCCUUAUUUUCUUUGCGUUACCGCCUAUGGCAAAAUUUUCAUUCGGUGACAAACGGCAAAUUAAAUGAAGGUUAGUCGCUCUAUGCAAGACAUUGGAAUUGCGUUUGCUAACGUUACAUCUGGUCGGUUGAUCAAGUAUUGCAAAACGAACAACAACAAAUAUUACGUUUGGCACGCAGCUUAAAAUUUGUUUGCUCAUGAGUGGCAGGUCUCUAUGUUGCUGCAUGUUUUGUAAGUAAAUUGAACUACUGCUCAUCAGAUGACAGCAAAACCUGAAUAUUUAUCAAAUGGCGCUUGUUCAAGUUAUGCAAAACGCGGUUCAUUUGUCAGUGUCUCAUUGAAAAUUUCUUGUUGGAACUAACUGAAUUUUUGAAUGAAGACAGUUUAUUUUAGUCAUUUGCUUGAGACAAAAUGCAUUAUUACUAUAUUCCUAAUGUCUUAUUACCAACAUUCAAAAUAAUUUUUUGAUCUUACAAAUGCUGCCAACUGCCACGUAUGAGCUAUGGUUUUGAGAUUUAUUAAAUGGUUCGUCAACCUCGGAUUUCAUCGAUAUCUGUCGGGGGAAUGGGGAGCAUUAAGGAAAGCAUGAAAAAGAGGCUAUAGUGAAGCGAUACUUAACGUUGCUGACUGAUCCACGCGCUUAUUAUGGUCAACAAAAAAUGACGUUUUGUUUAUAAUAUAACUUGUGCAAACAUAUUUGAAGAAUCGCCCAAAUAAUAUUCUAGUGGUUCUUGUUCGAUACAUGAACCCUGCGUAUGCGUGUACAUAUGCGAAAUACAAAGUUUUGGUUUUCCACUACACGACGUGUACAUCUUGAGAAAAUAAGCGGAUUUUCUUAGUAGCAUAGACACCAAUGUCUUAAGAGAACCGAGAUAUUGGGCUCCGUAAACUCAAUCGUACCUGACCCAAACCGAAGCCGAUCCUGUCCUAUCCCUCGAUCACGUUCACGGCGCCACCGCCAGCGUGCAGUUAUAAGACGUAGGACUACGAUGUAAAUACGGCUUUUACGACAGAGCCGUACCUGGAAUUUCAGUUCAACUGAACAAGUUUUUUAACAACCCGCAACCAUGUCCGACGAAGAGGAAGUUUACUCUGAAGAAGAGGAGGAGGAAGAGGUCGUUGAGACGACAACCGUUGCUACCCCAAAACCCGAGGAGGGACAGGGCGAUCCAGAAUUUAUCAAACGUCAAGAUCAGAAGAGAUCAGACUUGGAUGAACAGCUCCGUGAAUACAUUGCGGAAUGGAGGAAGCAAAGGGCAAAAGAAGAAGACGAGCUGAAAAAACUUAAGGAAAAACAGGCCAAGCGCAAAAUCGCUCGGGCAGAUGAAGAGCGCAAAAUGGCCGAAAGGAAGAAGGCCGAGGAAGAGAGGCGUGUGCGCGAGAUUGAGGAGAAGAAACAGCGCGAUAUAGAGGAGAAGAGGCAACGCCUGGAGGAGGCUGAGAAGAAGAGGCAGGCCAUGAUGCAGGCGCUGAAGGACCAGAACAAGAACAAGGGGCCCAACUUCACCAUCACCAAACGGGACGCUGGAUCGAAUAUAUCCGCCGCUCAAAUGGAACGCAACAAGACCAAGGAGCAGCUUGAAGAAGAAAAGAAAAUCUCCCUGUCUAUCCGUAUCAAGCCUCUGCAAGUGGACGGACUCGGUUUAGAGGCACUGCGCAAUAAAGCGCACGAGCUCUGGGAGUGCAUCGUCAAGCUGGAGACUGAAAAGUACGAUUUGGAAGAAAGGCAGAAGCGUCAAGACUACGAUCUUAAAGAACUGAAAGAAAGACAGAAGCAGCAACUUAGACAUAAAGCCUUGAAAAAGGGUUUGGACCCUGAAGCCCUCACAGGCAAAUACCCUCCUAAAAUCCAAGUAGCCUCAAAAUAUGAACGACGUGUAGACACAAGGUCGUAUGGAGACAAAAAGAAACUGUUUGAAGGCGGUCUUGAGGAUAUCAUGAAAGAACUGAACGAGAAGUCGUGGAAAGAAAAAUACGGACAAUUUGACUCCAGACAAAAGGCCAAGCUCCCCAAAUGGUUCGGAGAAAGGCCAGGCAAGAAACCUGGAGACCCCGAGACCCCUGAAGGCGAAGAGGAAGGCAAACAAGCUGCCGACGAGGAUGAAGAGAUCAAGGAACCUGUCAUCGAACCUGAGCCAGAAGAUGAGGAGGAAGAAGAGGAGGUUGAGGUCGAUGAAGAGGAGGAAGAGGAGGAUGACGAAGAAGAAGAAGAGGAAUAAAGGUCUUGACGUCAGCUAUCAGAAUACUAUCAAACAAACAUCUCCAGAAGUACAGAACACCAAUCAUUUCUAUUAUAUUUUUACAUUAUUCUAUCUGUUUCCAAUCACAAUAAAUGUUAUCUAAUUUAUAAUAGAAUAAAGUUGUAUUUAUAAUCAUAACAUCAUUAUGUGGUGUUUCAUUUAUAUUAUUUUUUGUUAGUUUUAAGGUUAUAAUAAAUUAUAAGACGUAUAUCCAUUCACGUCUUUUAUUAAUAGAUGUGCAGCUUGAAAACUGAAAUAACCUGUUUGAGUGAAAUAUCAGGCA
This is a messenger RNA of Acanthoscelides obtectus, 2765 nucleotides long. Lineage: Eukaryota; Metazoa; Arthropoda; Insecta; Coleoptera; Chrysomelidae. The record is from the annotation of a GenBank genome assembly.